AUGCCGGAGGGCGGGUGGCCCGACACCGACGACGAGUUCGGGUGCGGCGGGUGCGCCCUGCGGCGCAUGGCCGCGGCGCGGCGCGGCGGAGCCGCGCCACUGCGGCGCGCGGCCGACUCGGCGGGACCAUUUGCCGCAGGGACGGCGUCGUACGUCCAGGGCGGAGCACGGGGGCACCACGCCGAUGUGGGCGGCGACGGGGCUGUGACGACGCUGAUGAUCCGGAACAUCCCCAGCCGCUUGUCGCAGCAGGACGUCGUGUCGUUGCUCGAUUCCAGCGGCUACGCUGGCAAGUACGACUUCCUGCACGUGCCUUGCGAUUUCGACACCCGCCUGAACAAAGGCCACGCUUUCGUGAACUUCGACGAGCCCGGGAUCGCGAACGCGCUCGCCGCGGCCUGGCACGGCCAGCACAUUUUCGAUUCCGAGGCUGGCCAGCACCCCCUGAACGUCGCGCCGAGCCUCGUGCAGGGGCUCGAGGCCAACAUGAAGAAGUGGGGUUGGUCUCGCUACCGCCGGGUGCGCACCUCGGGCUUCCGCCCCUUCAUCCGGGGCACGGACGCGACCGAGCAGUGA
Molecule: messenger RNA, 576 nt
Organism: Prorocentrum cordatum
Lineage: Eukaryota; Dinophyceae; Prorocentrales; Prorocentraceae
Source: the annotation of a GenBank genome assembly